This is a messenger RNA of Ailuropoda melanoleuca (giant panda), 2338 nucleotides long. It is a transcript of the gene ANGPTL1, whose product is annotated as angiopoietin like 1. The transcript has 5 exons. NCBI's taxonomy places the organism in Eukaryota, Metazoa, Chordata, Mammalia, Carnivora, Ursidae. Gene Ontology annotation, biological process: blood coagulation. The coding region runs from base 301 to 1776 and encodes 491 amino acids. The record is from RefSeq and is a predicted model, not a curated record.
CAGAGCGAAGCCACAAUGCUUUCGCUGCCGGAUUAAAGACAGCCCACAGACCAGAACUUCCACUACACUACUUAAAAUUACAUAGGUGGCUUGUCAAGUUCAAUUGAUUAGUGUUGUAAGAAGAAAGAGAAGUUCCUUAUUACCGCUUGGAUUUGUCGGUCCAAAACAAAAUGCAAUUGCCAUUAAAGUCACAGAUGAACAAACUUCUACACUGAUUUUUAAAAGCAAGAAUAAGAGCAGCAAGUUUCUGGGUCUGCUUUAUCAACAGAUGCAUAAAGACUUCAUACAACCUCAUUCAAAAUGAAGGCUUUUAUCUGGACCCUAACUGUGCUAUUCUUCCUACUAAUGGGCAUUGGACACUGCAGAGGAGGACAGUACAAAAUAAAAAAAACAACCCAGAGGAGAUACCCUCGUGCCACAGACAGUAAAGAGGAAGCAAAGAAAUGUGCAUACACAUUCCUGGUACCUGAACAAAAAAUUACAGGGCCGAUUUGUGUCAAUACCAAAGGGCAAGAUGCAAGUACUAUUAAAGACAUGAUCACCAGGAUGGACCUUGAAAACCUGAAGGACGUGCUCUCCAGGCAGAAGCGGGAGAUAGACGUCCUGCAGUUGGUGGUGGAUGUAGAUGGGAACAUUGUCAAUGAGGUAAAGCUGCUGAGAAAAGAGAGCCGUAACAUGAACUCGCGUGUUACUCAACUCUAUAUGCAGCUACUCCAUGAGAUUAUCCGUAAGAGGGAUAAUUCACUUGAACUUUCCCAGCUGGAAAAUAAAAUCCUCAAUGUCACUACAGAGAUGUUGAAGAUGGCAACAAGGUACAGGGAACUAGAGGUAAAAUAUGCUUCCUUGACUGAUCUCGUCAAUAACCAGUCUGUGAUGAUCACUUCGUUGGAAGAACAGUGCUUGAAGAUAUUUUCCCGACAAGACCCCCAUAUGUCUCCUCCUCUUGUCCAAGUAGUGCCACAGCACAUUCCUCACAGUCAUCAGUACACCCCCGGACUGCUGGGAGGUAACGAGAUACAGAGGGAUCCAGGUUAUCCCAGAGAUUUAAUGCCACCACCUGAUCUAGGAACUUCUCCCACCAAAAGUCCCUUCAAAAUACCACCAGUAACUUUCAUAAAUGAAGGACCAUUCAAAGACUGUCAGCAUGCAAAAGAAGCUGGAUAUUCGGUCAGCGGGAUUUAUAUGAUCAAACCUGAAAACAGCAAUGGACCAAUACAGUUAUGGUGCGAGAACAGUUUGGAUCCCGGGGGUUGGACUGUUAUUCAGAAAAGAACAGAUGGCUCUGUCAACUUCUUCAGAAAUUGGGAAAAUUAUAAGAAAGGGUUUGGAAACAUUGAUGGAGAAUAUUGGCUUGGACUGGAAAAUAUCUAUAUGCUUAGCAAUCAAGAUAAUUAUAAGUUGUUGAUUGAAUUAGAAGACUGGAGUGACAAAAAAGUCUACGCAGAAUAUAGCAGCUUUCGCCUGGAACCUGAAAGUGAAUUCUUUAGACUGCGUCUGGGAACUUACCAGGGAAAUGCAGGGGAUUCCAUGAUGUGGCAUAAUGGUAAACAGUUCACCACACUGGACAGAGAUAAAGAUAUGUACGCAGGAAACUGUGCCCACUUUCAUAAAGGAGGAUGGUGGUACAACGCCUGUGCACAUUCUAACCUAAACGGAGUAUGGUACAGAGGAGGUCACUACAGAAGCAAGUACCAAGACGGAAUCUUUUGGGCUGAAUAUCGAGGAGGGUCGUACUCCUUGAGAGCAGUUCAGAUGAUGAUCAAGCCUAUUGACUGAAGAGAGACAGUUUCCAACCUAAAUGACACAGAACUCUGUAUUCUUCAGUUCCUAAAAAUGAAAAUGUUACAUGUAUAUUGUUUUGCACAAUUCACUGCUACAGAUACAGUUUUUAAAAUGAAUGUUACCGUAACUGUAAAAGGGGAUUUAUAAAGGGGAUUUAUGAACGUAGUUUCACCUCCCCUCAACAUACUGCAGAAGGUUAUUUGUACCUGUAAUCCCAGUUAUUUUAAAAACUAUACUGACUAAAUACAGGCAGCGUUUGUUUUAUAAAAUGUAAAUAUUUGCCACAAUGUAUAACAAAUCUUAGCUUUAUUUUAAAUCAAAACUGAAUACAUGUUUAAGAACAAUUUUAUUUAAAAACUUUAUGAGAUUGCUCUAACUUCCAACAGAAAAAUAAUUUUAAGAUUUCAAGCCAAGUAAUACAUUUUAUUUAUAAAAAUACAGACAGGAAAUUAGAGAAAACUCUAGUUUUGCCAAUAGAAAACACAUUUUGCAUUGAAUAAAAGUUAUUUCAAAUUGGAUUUGUGCCUUUCACAUGAAAUGACUAGAUCUGAAUUCU